AUGAUUAAUUUACGGCGGCUACCAAUUCUUCUUGGCUCGGCAUUACUUUUAAUUUCUUCCACAAAAGCUGCACCUACCCACGAGGGCCCCAUCGAAAAACGCGAUGAUGAUGCCAGUGCUCUGUGGACAUGGCUACACUUCCAGGAUUGUUCUUCUGAUCAACAGAAGGCGAUCAAACAGGCGCAUGAAGAUGCAGUUACAAUGGCUGAGCAUGUCAAGACCAUUGACUUUGGCAAUGAUCCUGGCGCUCUUGACUACCUCGGCCCAAGCGCCCUGAACAAGGACUGGCAGAGCAACAUUCAGUCCGUGUUCGAGCAUAUUUCGACUUUCCGACUCAGUGGCGUCUGGCCUGGCUACAGAAUGAAUGCUCGCUGUGGCUCAGCGAACGAUGCGAAGUAUCAGAACCGCUGCAAAAAGCAGGGUGUCAUUGCCUAUCAGUGGAAUACCAAGACAGAUGCCGCGGAUCCGAACACUGCGCCUAGCUAUGAUAAGGCGGAUGCUGUUUCCAACAUGCAUUUCUGCGAGCAGUUCUUCUAUUACAAGAAGCUGGAUGACGCUGUUAAUGAUGUGAAGGAUAACGACAACUUCAAGUGGAGAUAUGAUGUGACGAAGUACAAGAACCAAGCAUACAUUAUUCUGCACGAAUUCAUGCAUGCUACAGUCAUGACCUACUCACAGAACAAAAAUCGUCGAAUCAAAGAUCUCAGCAUGUAUGUAUACGAAUACAAGCGGCGUGAUUCUGAUCGUGGAUAUGAUCGGAAGAAGGUCAAGUGGGAUGUUUAUCAGCCGCUGCCUUGCAAGAUUCUGGCACGCACUUCCAGACAAUACAUUGCCCAAGACGGGAUUACCAUGAACGCGGACAACUAUGCACAAUAUGCCUUAGCCAAAUACGUACAGUCUAAACUAGACGGCAAUCAGUACCCCUGGCUCCCCCUUGCCGAUCGUGAAGCUCUCGAUUGGGAGCCCAAGACCAGCGCCAUGUUCUUGACAGAAGGCAACGGAACAUUCGGCGUCAACGGAGGCGAGCUUUCAGCAGAUGGCUUCACCACUAACGACGACGGAAGCUAUAUUGCCAACGACCUCGAUGACAGCAACAUUAUCACACUCUCUGAUCAGGCCGAUACCGACACACUCGCGCCGGAUACAGACUUCCCUGAGACGUAUAGAAACCAGAUGCGAGAAUUUAGCUCUUAUGUCAAUACUCCCGACGCCAAGUGCGCCAAGUCAGGCGGUAGCAACCCCUCGGGCCGGUCGGCAUUCAGUGUCUCUGAAGCCGAUGCAAAGAUCAAAGAUUUCUGCAGUGAUACGAAACUUUAUAAUCAUGUUUUCACUCCACCCAUUGAUCAGGGUACUGGACAGACAAAGGACGGGAAGGGAAAGGCUCUCGGUGUAAGCGGGAGUUACAGCAUCAAUGGUGGUAAGGACAAGCUAUGGAUUGGUGCCUACUUUGCCUCUGGUAGCUGCAUGGGAAUGACUACAUGGCCGCCCAAGGGUGAGGGUCUCCGCGACACUGACAUUUGCAUGGACCGAUUGCGUACUAUCAUGAACGGGUGCGAUACCUCGACGACGGACCAGAAAUAUGGCGGAAGUCUCCAAGAAGUGUGCCUGGUAUACCAACUGAUGGCAGUUGGCAGCGGCGAGUCUGAUCCAACCGGUGUCGGAUCCAGUGGCGAUCACGGCGAAGUUAAGUGCAAAGACACCGACACUUCAAUCCUCGGUGACACCUUCAAGAAUACCUGCACUUGCUGGUACGAGAAGCUCCCCGACCAGACGGAUAUUUUCGGCAUGCCCAAGUCAGGCGGCUGUGGCUCGAUCAACUUCAUGCCAGCCUGGAGCUACUCUGAAGAUCCGAGCUACCAGCCGGAGGACAUUAAGCCAGUUGCCACUAUAACUGCGUCUAAGUAA
Penicillium cataractarum is the source of this 1905-nucleotide messenger RNA. RefSeq lists its product as uncharacterized. Bases 1 to 1905 code for a protein of 634 amino acids. The transcript is spliced from 6 exons. Gene Ontology annotation, molecular function: metallopeptidase activity. The record is from RefSeq and is a predicted model, not a curated record. Lineage: Eukaryota; Fungi; Ascomycota; Eurotiomycetes; Eurotiales; Aspergillaceae.